Molecule: messenger RNA, 1638 nt
Organism: Cervus elaphus (red deer)
Lineage: Eukaryota; Metazoa; Chordata; Mammalia; Artiodactyla; Cervidae
Gene: FAM221A
Product: family with sequence similarity 221 member A
Exons: 7
Coding region: 555-1307 (250 amino acids)
Source: RefSeq, a predicted model, not a curated record
GACCUGUCAGACCAGGAAGGAGACGGGCAAGGUUUGCGGAGGCCGGUAAACAGCAUCCCUACAGCGGCAGGGUUCAGCGGGAAGAGCGAUUUCUAGUGCCGGGAGUGGCCGGCCAGGUGGAAGCGCGACCUCCGCGCGGUCACCGCGGUCGUCCCGCCGGGCCAAUAGCGGAGCGGGCGAGAGGGGGCGCGGCCGGCCGGGGCGGGGCAGGUUUUGGCUGCUCCGGGCUCGGCUCACGUGCGCAGGGCGGCUGGAGCCGGCGCCUCCCGGUUCCCCGCCCGCCAUGGAGCGGCUGACGUUACCUCCGGGCGGCGCGGCGGCAGUGGACGAGUACUUGGAGUACCGGAGGUGAGGCAGCGCCUCUGGGGAGCCAGGAGGCCGGUCCGAGCCCCUUCGCGGGAGGAGUGCUGGAGGCGCGGACAGGGGACCGGCGCUGGGUGGCCUUGGCUCCCGGAAUCCCGUUCCCGGGCUGGUGGAGAAUUGUUGGUGAGGAUGAUGGAGGGAAACUUUUUACUCCUGAGGAAUAUGAAGAAUACAAAAGAAAAGUCUUACCUAUGCGUUUACAGAACAGAUUGUAUGUGAGUUGGCGAUCACCCACGGGAAUGGAUUGUAAACUUGUGGGUCCAGAGACACUGUGUUUUUGUACACAUAGGUAUAAGCAACAUAAAACUGACUUUGAAACGAUUCCCCCGCAGCGCCCCAUCAGUCUGCCUUGCCAAGUGAGGGGCUGCCCUUGCAGGACUUACCUCUAUGUGCCUCUGAACGGCACACAGCCCAUCCGCUGCCGAUGUAAGCACUUUGCCGAUCAACACAGUGCAGCGCCUGGCUUUGUAUGCAGUGCCUGUUCUAAGUGUUCGGGAUUUCAUAGUUGCUUCACUUGUGCUUGUGGUCAGCCUGCAUAUGCUCAUGACACAGUAGUGGAAACUAAGCAAGAAAGACUGGCGCAGGGAAAACCGGUGGGGCAGGACGUUCCUUAUGCAGCAAUGGGAGGACUGACUGGCUUCAGCUCGCUGGCAGAAGGCUACAUGCGAUUAGAUGACAGUGGAAUUGGUGCACCGUCAGCUGAGUUUUUAGACUCUCCAGGUACAGCCAUGGACCACCCAUUUCUAAAGGCAUUUCAAGCAUCAUCUAGCUCUUCUCCAGAAACACUAACAGUAGGUACAAGUAGUCAAGUUUCUUCCUUAAGGAAACCGGAAGAGGAUGAUAUGGCUUUCUUUGAAAGACGAUACCAGGAAAGGAUAAAAAUGGAAAAGGCUGCUAAGCAGAAAGGAAAAGCACCAUUGCCAUCAACUAUGAAACCUUCAUGAAUGCUACUGGGGAAAUUAAAACCAGCAUCCAAAUAUGUCUUUUGUGUGUUAAUUAUUUAAACAUAAUAAUACAGUUUAUUUUUCCUCAAAUUACUUACAUUUUUUCUAUGUAAAAAUGUCUUUUGAAUGUUUCCUUAUUUACACGUGACAGUACCUUAUGUUACUUUUGCCAAAAUUUAUGAUUUAUUACUUUAUAUAAACUUUUUUCUCUCUCCUAACAAAUGAGGCUAUUUUCAUGUUAGUCAAAACCUUAAAGUACAGUAGCUAUUUUGAGUUUAUAAUAAUUUAACCUUUUCAGGCUACUUAAAAAUUUUAAGAUGUUAUUGAGGGU